Molecule: messenger RNA, 786 nt
Organism: Sporothrix schenckii 1099-18
Lineage: Eukaryota; Fungi; Ascomycota; Sordariomycetes; Ophiostomatales; Ophiostomataceae
Exons: 2
Coding region: 1-786 (261 amino acids)
Source: RefSeq, a predicted model, not a curated record
AUGACCGAUUCCAACUACCACAUUGGACUUUCUUCCCAAUGUGUCUUUGGCAACCACGACUCGACGGCCUACCGCGGCUGUACCCGUCCAUUUGCCUUUCCGCAUUCGGGCCACAUUAUCACAAAGGUCGACGGCCUUCGGCUGUGCCGCUUCGCGGAUUGCAAGACGUGUUCUCUGUCGCCAGAAUACGUCCCUAUCCACUAUGAAUGCUACGAGAUUUUUCGGGCGAGCUGCUCUGUCAAAGGCACCGAUGCGCUUCACCGGUUAUGGGUCGUAGCGGCAUGGAAACGGCCGUGGCGGAAAGCGCAGCCGAUCCGCCUGCGCGGCACAGUCGAUGUCGGUGUGCUACGAAUGGUUGCCCACCGCGCCAGGCUGCCAUUGUUGGCGAAACUACCCGCUGAGGUAAUUGACAUGAUCUACGGCCACUCUCCACAUGCCCUGCUCUGGCGGUGUGUUUCGGCAACGUCGCUAGCCAUGCAGGUGUCGGCUACGGAGCCACAACCGCUGUCGAUGAUCCCCCUGGGCGACGUACUGUCGUGGGAGCGUCACGGACAACUGAAAUAUGCAGGACACACAUGGACAACGAUGCAUGCGUCUCUGCUUCUGCGGCUGCCCAUCCGUUCCGACGGCAUAAGCAAGGUGGAACGGCUCUCGUCCCUGCCACAGCCAGAGGCUCGGAACUCUCCUACCUCCGCCUUCGUCAUUGUACGCGUCAAGUUUAUAGACGGAGUUGUAUUGCAACUCCAGGUACGUCAUGACGAUGCCGGUUAUCUUUGGAUGUAUUAA